This is a messenger RNA of Cucurbita pepo subsp. pepo (vegetable marrow), 1700 nucleotides long. RefSeq names its product zinc finger CCCH domain-containing protein 39. NCBI's taxonomy places the organism in Eukaryota, Viridiplantae, Streptophyta, Magnoliopsida, Cucurbitales, Cucurbitaceae. Gene Ontology annotation, molecular function: mRNA binding; metal ion binding. The record is from RefSeq and is a predicted model, not a curated record.
GUCGGAAGGCGAAGCGACAUACUCAAAAUCGAAGCGGCUACUUCCGAUUAUGAUGGGAAUUCGUCGUUGAAUCUCACGGCGGAGGCCUUUCAUCUUCUCCGCUGUGGUUUCCGAUCAACGCCUAGGGUUUAACUCUGUAAAUAUUGUACAAAUGUCUCUUAUACCUGUCAAUUAAUUGGAUGUAUCAAUUGCCAUUUCAAAUUUCAUCGAUUUCUUCAAAACUUGUGGACUUAGGGCUUGGUGUCUCUUCUGGAAGUUUUGGACAGUUCUUCAUCAGGUAUCUCUCUGAGUUUUCCAUUCUUUUGCGCCAAAUUUGGACUCCUCAACUUUAGCUGCAUGUGUCAAUUUUUUAUUCGCUUGCGAUUUGAAGAUAUUGACAAUGUACAGAGAUUUAAGCGAUUUGUCUAUUGUUACUUUUGGAAAAGAAAUGUUGCUUAGAACCUACUGUUUUUAUCAGUUCAAAGAAUUUGAAACUUGAAAUUGGAUGGUUUGGCCCUUGAAAUGAGUGAUCCUUAUCCUUUUCACCAAGUUACUCCUCCAGACCAUGAGGCUCGUGGCGUUUGGCCGCCAUUGCCUCCUCGAUAUACUGUUGGUCGAUUCCCAUCAUUUUAUCGGCCUACGAUGUCGGAAGUUGUACCGAGUAGGGUAAUGCCUUCAAAUUUUGAGAUUCCACAAUGGAACAAUGUGAACAUUGGAUUACAUGACAAUGAGUUGGAGUGGAGAUAUGCACUUGCUUCUAAUGAUCAUACUCGUGGAUGGUUACCUUCUUGGCGAGGAAUUGAUUUCCAUGAAAAUCGAUUACCUGAGUGUCCGAUUCUUAACAAUCGGACUGGAAUGUCGACUGAAAUGAAAGUUUGCAGACAAUUCCAACGUAGGGGGAAAUGUGCAUAUGGUGAUCAGUGUCGUUUCCUUCAUAAAAUUCCUGAGAACACUAAGGAUUUUGGCUUCUCCACCCAGAACCAUGAGGUUAGAGCAGUAGCUUCUGGUCAUGUUAUGGAUGGAAAAAGUAUGUUUGAUCAAUUUGAAGAAGUCAGAUCAAAAGUACAAACGAAAAUUGUUGCCCGCAGUGAGAUUCCAAUGCCUGUAAAUUGCAAAACAAGGCUCUGUUACCUCUGGCAGACAACUGGUCACUGCUCAUAUGGGGAGGUUUGUCGCUUCGCUCAUGGAGAAGCAGAAUUACAGAAGCUCGAGUCGUGCAGUGCAUCGGAACGUGGCAGAGUAGGUGGAGCCUCUGCAACAACUAAAGCUGCUGCCGCAGCUGGAUUAAGGUGCAGCAGAGGAAUUGGAACCGACUGUAAGAAUAAAGGAUCAUCAAGAAUGAAGCAACUCUUUAAAUCAAAGGAGCAUAAGAAGUUGAUUGGCAUUUACGCUGACUGGCUUGAGAAUUGAGUAUUCUGCAUGACUUGCAGUACAAAGAUUUGACCAAAUACUACUGGGGCGUGUUCCAAUUCUCACAAGUGGCUGAGAACAUUAAGGUUCUUCUAGAACCCCCUAAGUGCAUUUUGACAUUUAAAUGAAUAUAGGAAAAUAGAUAUUGUUCUUAACAAGAAUAUGAUUUUUUUUUUUUUUUUCUCUUCAUUCACAACUUUGGAAUAUAGAUAUAUGGUAUUGCAUCUCUCAAACUGACAGAGAUGGAAAUAGAAGUAGAAGUAUGAAGAUUUGAAGUCUUAUGUCUAAAUGAAAAUUGUUUCGUUCAUAAA